Botrytis fragariae is the source of this 888-nucleotide messenger RNA. Its product is annotated as putative gnat family protein. The coding region runs from base 1 to 888 and encodes 295 amino acids. The transcript has 2 exons. Gene Ontology annotation, molecular function: acyltransferase activity, transferring groups other than amino-acyl groups. The record is from RefSeq and is a predicted model, not a curated record. Lineage: Eukaryota; Fungi; Ascomycota; Leotiomycetes; Helotiales; Sclerotiniaceae.
AUGCCCAUCCACCACGAUCCCCUCUUCCCCACCCUCACCCUCAACUCCUCCAAACCCCUCCACCAAAACCUAAUUCUCACACGUCCCCGCACCUCCGAUGCAAAAAACUCCAUUGCCGCCUUUGCCAAUCCAGCCGUCUAUCUCAAUCUGACCGGUCCUCCGUUUCCCUACACACAGGACGAUUUCGAUUCCUUUUUUAACGAAGUGCUAGAUAAGAAUUCUCGGAUUGCCGCUGCGGAACUAUGGGAUGCGAAGAGUGCGCAGGAAGAUGGUUCACCGGUGCAGAAAUGGGUGGGUGCAGUUCCGUUUCCGAGUAUUAGGGAAGUGAGGGUGGGGGAGAAGGGAGAGAGGAUAGAGGAGUUUAUUGGGCAGAUAGAUAUUAGGAGGAGGGGGUUUGUGACGACGAUAGAUGAGGAAGAGAGGAAGAAGUUGGCGGGGGAGCAUGCGGAAAGAAAGACGGGAGAUCCAGGGAUUGAGUGGGAGAUUGGUUUCUGGCUCCUCCCCUCUCACCACGGCCGUGCCAUCAUGCCAGCUGUUCUGCAAACCCUCACUUCGGAAUUCUUCAUUCCGUAUAUGAAUUUAAAUUUCUUGACGGGUGAGUAUUUAGAGUUCAAUAAAGCGAGUAAAAGAGUUUUUGAAAAGUGUGGAUUUGUAGAUGAAGGGAUUACGGAUGGGGUGGAGGCGAUCCACGAAGGGAAGUGGGAAGCAUUGGGCGUGCUGUUAGAAAACUUGAAGAGUAAUGGGGACGACGAAAUAUGGGAGAAAGCUCAGAGAAAGGGCUGGUUGAGGGGAGAGAAGGUGGGGGUGGGAAGCUUGAGAUGGCACAGAGAGGGAGAAGUGAAAGAGAAAGAAGACGGAAAGAGGGAGAAUGGUAAGAUCGUUGAAUAA